Molecule: messenger RNA, 3165 nt
Organism: Coffea eugenioides
Lineage: Eukaryota; Viridiplantae; Streptophyta; Magnoliopsida; Gentianales; Rubiaceae
Product: potassium channel AKT1-like
Exons: 12
Coding region: 1-2619 (872 amino acids)
Biological process (GO): potassium ion transport; transmembrane transport
Cellular component (GO): membrane
Molecular function (GO): voltage-gated potassium channel activity; protein binding
Source: RefSeq, a predicted model, not a curated record
AUGUGUAGAGAAGGAGGAGGAGCCUCGUUUGUAGAGAAUGAGAUUGAAAGAAUUUCAAGGGAUGAUAGAAGUUCCCAUCACAGCAUUUCCAGCGGUAUUCUUCCUUCUCUUGGUGCCCAUAGCAACAAAAGGUCCAAGCUUCGUCGUUGCAUCAUCUCCCCUUUUGAUCCCCGUUACAGAGUUUGGGAUACAUUUCUGGUAUUCUUGGUCUUCUAUACAGCAUGGGUCUCUCCAUUUGAGUUUGGAUUCCUAGAUGAACCCUCAAUAGCUCUCUCAAUUACAGACAAUGUUGUUAAUGGAUUUUUUGCUAUUGAUAUCAUUUUAACAUUUUUUGUGGCAUACCUUGAUAAGGCCACAUAUCUUCUUGUGGACAACCCAAACCAGAUAGCAUGGAGGUAUGCAAGAACAUGGUUGCUUUUUGAUGUGAUAUCCACAAUCCCUUCCGAAUUAGCAAGGAAGGUUUUACCUAAACCUCUGAAACAAUAUGGCUACUUCAAUAUGCUUCGGCUCUGGCGUCUUCGUAGAGUCAGUAAAAUGUUUGCAAGGUUGGAGAAGGAUAGGAAUUUUAGUUACUUUUGGGUUCGAUGUGCAAAGCUUAUCUGUGUGACUCUUUUUGCAGUUCACUGUGCUGGUUGCUUCUAUUAUCUUUUAGCUGCUCACUACCAUGAUCCCAAAAACACAUGGAUCGGUCUCAUGGAUAAUUUUGAUGAGCAGAGUUUGUGGGUUCACUAUAUAACUUCAAUGUAUUGGUCGAUCACCACCCUAACAACUACUGGUUAUGGUGAUUUACAUGCAGUUAACUCACGGGAGAAGCUAUUUGACAUUUUCUAUAUGCUAUUCAACCUUGGUCUCACAGCAUAUCUUAUUGGAAAUAUGACCAACUUGGUUGUUCAUGGAACCGGUAGAACUAGGAAAUUUAGAGAUACUAUUCAAGCUGCAUCAAGUUUUGCUCAAAGGAACCAGCUGCCUCCUCGCCUUCAGGAUCAGAUGCUUGCCCAUCUGUGCUUGAGAUACAGAACAGACUCUGAAGGCCUUCAGCAACAAGAAACUCUUGAUGUACUUCCAAAAGCAAUUCGUUCAAGUAUCUCACAUUAUUUGUUUUAUUCACUUGUUGAUAAGGUCUACUUGUUUCACGGAGUAUCAAAUGACCUGCUUUUUCAACUGGUUUCUGAGAUGAAAGCUGAGUAUUUUGCACCCAGGGAAGAUGUGAUUUUGCAAAAUGAAGCUCCAACAGACUUAUACAUUCUAGUGACUGGAGCAGUUGAACUUAUCGUGCUCAGAAACGGAAUAGAACAGGUGGUUGGGGAGUUGAAAACAGGGGAUGUUUGUGGUGAAAUAGGUGUUCUUUGCUAUAGGCCACAAGUUUUCACUGUUCGAACAAAACGUUUGAGCCAACUAUUGAGGUUGAAUCGCACUGAUUUUUUGAACAUUGUCCAAGCAAGUGUUGGAGAUGGGACCAUAAUUAUGAACAAUCUUCUUCAGCAUUUGAAAGAUCAAAUGGACCCUUUUACAGAUUCAAUUUUGGCAGAAACAGAACACAUGCUUGCAAAAGGGCGCAUGGAAGUGCCUCUUAGUUUAUGUUUUGCAGCAGCAAGAGGAGAUGAUUUACUCUUGCAUCAAUUGCUGAGACGUGGUACGGAUCCAAAUGAAUUGGACAGCAGUGGACGUACAGCACUGCAUAUUGGAGCAUCAAAAGGUAGUCUUGAAUGCGUGCUGCUACUUCUAGAUUAUGGAGCAGAUCCGAAUAGAAAAGAUUCUGAUGGGAAUGUUCCCUUGUGGGAUGCGAUAUUGAAUAAGCAUGAAGCUGUUAUUAAGUUGUUAAUAGACAAUGGUGCAAAUAUAUCUUCUGGUGAUGUGGGUGGUUUCACAUGCUUCGCUGUUGAGCAAAACAACUUAGAGUUGCUUAAAGACAUAAUUAAGUACGGUGGAGAUGUCACACUGCUUAACAGUUUAGGCACUACAGCGCUACAUACAGCUAUUUCUGAAGACAAUGCUGAAAUGGUUAAGUUCCUGAUAGAGCAAGGAGCUGAUGUUGACAAACCAGAUGUGCAUGGUUGGACGCCAAGAGCUUUAGCUGAUUAUCAGGCAAACGAAGGGAUAAAACUUUUAUUGCAGAAUCAGAAAAAAUCUACUAGACAACCUGUCGCAUCUUCCCCUCAGAUGCAAGCUGUAUCUUACCUCAAAAAAUACCAGAGUGAGCCUACCCUGCCUCCUUUAACCCCAGAAGUCGCAGUGAGUGUUACAGAGGCUGAUACAUCCAGAAACCGCUUGAAACGAAGGGCAAGUAAUUUCCGCAAUUCCUUGUUUGGGAUCAUGUCAGCUGCAAAUAGACCUAAUGAAGGAGGAAAGAGUAUUGCUGCAUCUCCAAUUAAUGUAAAUACACUUAAUCAUGCUAGAGUGACUAUUAGUUGCCGGGAAAGGGGCUGUGAUAUUUGCAGGCUUGUUCUCUUGCCAGAAUCAAUCCAAGAGCUACUUGAUAUUGGUGCAAAGAAAUUUGGGUUCUGUCCAACCAGGGUUUUUACUAAAGAUGGGGCUCUAGUUGAAGAUAUCGCUGUAGUGAGAGAUGGUGAUCAUCUUAUUCUGGCUGGUGAUGAAAUUGACAGGUCAAGAAGCUCAUGAAAAUGGAGUUAAAAGAGCCGAAACACAUUGUUAUCCUACCCACAAGCCACAUAUUUCAUGGAUUAGUUCAAAAUCCCACGUAACACAAUUUUGUUAGAUGAAUAUAGAGCUUCGGUUCUUUUGCAUGGCAUCCCCUCCUUGGCCACCACCUAGUCAGGCAGGAUAUUUGAUAUGGCGCAAGCGAGGCAUUUGUGCCUGCUGAUGAUGGCCAAGAGCUAUGGUUUAAUCAUUUGUAUGCUUGGCCUUCGGAGAAUGCAGAGUUAAGAGAUAGUUGCAGGCUGGUAGUUGAGUUAUUUAUCUGAUCUUCAGGGUGGAAGAGAUGCUUAACAGUUCGAUAAAAGAAAGAAGGCAUUACAAUUAUAAUUUUCUCUAUAUAUUUGUCUUCAUAAACUUUUCUUGUACCAGCCAUGAUGUUGAAUGCCUUAUGUUUUAUACAGAAGCUGCAGUCUAUAUGAAGUCCUAUUGUUGGAACAAAAUGAAAGCAAUGCAUAUUAUUACAGAAUACUCGUGUUGUGAAACAACAGCAUAGAUUAGACACAAAAGGCA